AUUUGUCUGAAUUCCCCCCACACCCCCCGCUCUGGAUCCCGGGUUCAAAGCAAGAUAAUCCAUGGAAAAGCAUCGGAUUAACGGCGUUUGACCUCAGCGAAUUUGAAGUCUUGAUCUCGCGAGAUCACUGGUUGCUUAGAAACCAGUGUUAACAAAUGUGGAAAUCGGCAGUUGCCGUCCUUAAACAUUACAGCUCUAAUAAUGGAGGGACAAAAGGCAGACGAUGCUUCUGAGUCGGUGGAGCAGUUUCAGGCGGUGCUCAGCGAGUUGGUGGGGGGCGAGAGUGCGGAUAAGAUCCGGGGGGAGUUUGAAAAGCUCACCCACGCUCUCAAAAAGUCACAGGAAAAUGAAAAAAGACUGAGGUCAAAGUGCAGGGAACUAAAUGCAGAAGUUGUGUCAUCUUCAACCAAGGUGGCAGCUGCUCUGAAACUGUCCCAGGAAGACGAGACAACACUAACGUCUUUGAAACGGGAGCUGGAUAAAGCCUGGAAAAUGGUGGAUGCUGCCCACGACCGAGAAAAGAAGGACAGUGAGGCCAUCAGGGUCCUGAAAGAGGAGGUUUCCAAACUCACACAACAAACUGACAAUAACAGAGACCAGCACAGUGAACUCUUUAGAAAGGUUGAGGAGUUGACAAAAGAAAGGGAUGAGCUGAUGGCAAAGGGGGAGGACCUCAGGAAGAGACUGAAUGAGGCUCACGCAGCUCAGCAGGAGCUGGAGACUCAGAGAGAGAAGGCCUCCCAGACGCUCGCUCAGCUUCAGCAGGAGCUGCAGGUCCAGCAGAACGACAUUUCCCGUGAAGUGAGACUAAAGGAAAAGCUGGACAAAGAGGUUCAGCAGCUGCACACUGACAUGGAGGCCAAGUUAGGAGAAAUCAAAUCCCUGAGUCUUCAGGUCCAGAAGGCCAAAGAGGAGCAGCAGAGACUGGAACUGCUGCUCAAAGAGCAAAGGAUGUUGAACGAUAGAAGCACCAAGGAGCUGGAGCAGAUGCAGGCCAGGAAAAGCAAGCUGCAGCAGGAGUUUGAGCAGCUGGCAUCAACCAAAGAGCGCCUCCUUGUGGACAACCAGCAGAUCACAAAUGAGCUGAAGAUGAGAGAAGAGGAGGUGAGUCAGAUGCGUCAGGAAAUUUCCAAACAAACCAAGACCAGAGAAACUGUGCAGAAGAAGUUCUGGCAGAUGGAGGAGCAGAAGGCAGAUGUGGAAGUUCAGAUGGAGGUACUGAAAGCUCAGACUGCUGCUCUGGAGAAAGAUCUCGAAGCAGCCAAAAAACAAGUGGAAACAGAAAAAAAAGCAAAAGAUGAGCUGAUUCGAGAGAGAGAUAUCUUGAGUAAGAACGUUAUGAAAGCUGUGCAGUCAAGUGAGAAACAGCAGAACGCCAUGAAGCUCCUGGAGCUGGAUAAGAGGAGCCUGGAGCAGGAGAUCAGCGGAUACCAGCAGGAGGCCCAGAAGCAGCGCAAGAUCAUCCAGCAGCUGGAAAAAGAAAGGGACCGCCACAUUGAUGAGAGCAGCAGCCUGAUGCAAAAGGUGCAGCAAAGAAUGAAUGAUGUGAAAGUCAAAGAUGUGGAGAUAUGUGACUGGAAGAAGAAAGUGGCAGAGGCAGAGUGCAAACUGAAGCAGCAAGAGAGCCUGCUGGAGUCCGUCAUGUCUGAGAGGAACCUGUACAGCAAAAGCAUUGCAGAGGCUCAGGACGAGAUCACAGAGUUGAAGAGAAGGAUUAGGACACUGAGCAACCAGGUUUCUCGGCUCAAAGAGGAGAUCAGCAUCAAACACCAGGACUGUGCCAGCAGUCAGGCUGAACACAAGCGCCUAGACAAGGAGAAUGAGAACUUAAGGGAGGAGCUGCAGUCCAUGAAGCUCCAGCUGGAGGAAACAAAGAAGCAUUUUGACAGUCAAAGAGCUGAACAACAAAACCUGCACAAGAUAAUAUCAGACAACGACAGCGAGUACACCCGACUGAAGGGACAGCUGCAGCAGGUGACAGGGGAGCGGGACAGCCUGGGCAAACAGCUUCUGCACAGAAAUGAUGAACGCUCACUGCUGUAUGAGAAGAUCAGGAUCCAGCAAUCAAUCCUGGCAAAGGGGGAUUUUCACUACAAGCAGAGGCUGGAGGACAUCCGCCUGCUCAAGCUGGAGAUCAAGAGGCUGCAGUGCAAGAAGAGCCGCAUGGACAGGACCAUGCCCAACACAGAGGAGCUGAGACAGGAGCUGAUCCACCUGCAGAAGGAGCUGAUCAGAGAACGAGUGAGGAACAGUGCUCUUGAGGAGCAGCUGAAGCCAAUAAACAUUCACAGAUGGAGGCAGCUGGAGGGAGGGGAUCCUGGUAAAUACCUGCUCAUCCAGAAGAUUCAAUGCUUGCAGAAGAGAUUGAUCACCAAAACCCAGGAGCUGGAGGAGCAGGAGCUUCUGCUGCAGGAAAAGGAAAAGCUCUAUGUGGAGCUGAAAACCAUGCUGGCCAGGCGACCCGGUCCAGAAGCAGCUGAGCAGCUGUGGCAGUACGAGUUCACCCUCAGAGACAGAAGCAAAAAGCUGAAGGUUCUGACAGCAGAAUUGAGGAUGCUUGACUCUGAGAUGAAUGAAUACAAGAGUGAGAACCACAGACUCUCCAGUGAGCUGGCAAACAUCAAGAAGAAGUAUCUCUGUCAGAAAAAACUCUGUAGUGAACAAAGAACCCGACCCAAGCUGGAGCAGCUGGAACCGCUGCCUCAGCUGAGCAGCAGAAGUCACUUCACUGGAGGAGGCUUCAGGCUUGACCAGCCUGUGAAACCAUAACCGACACUGUCGAGGUUCAAAGCCGUCUGAGGAAGAGCUGAUUUGAUGCAGCAAAAGCUGCUGCAUGUGUGGGGAGGAGGAGCUUCUUCAAAAUAAAAGCAAAGGUCUUCAACUAACUUAAAAUAAAUUAGUCCUUAGAUUUA
This is a messenger RNA of Oryzias latipes (Japanese medaka), 2912 nucleotides long. It is a transcript of the gene cfap58, whose product is annotated as cilia and flagella associated protein 58. The record is from RefSeq and is a predicted model, not a curated record. NCBI's taxonomy places the organism in Eukaryota, Metazoa, Chordata, Actinopteri, Beloniformes, Adrianichthyidae. Gene Ontology annotation, cellular component: cytoskeleton.